Molecule: messenger RNA, 807 nt
Organism: Aspergillus caelatus
Lineage: Eukaryota; Fungi; Ascomycota; Eurotiomycetes; Eurotiales; Aspergillaceae
Product: MMtag domain-containing protein
Exons: 3
Coding region: 1-807 (268 amino acids)
Source: RefSeq, a predicted model, not a curated record
AUGGAUCUCGUCGCAAGCAUCCGCAAAGAAGGUAGCCGCGGCGGUCGCGGCGACUUUAAAUGGUCCGAUGUCAAAGACUCUUCGCACCGUGAGAACUAUCUUGGCCAUUCCGUGAUGGCCCCUGUUGGCCGCUGGCAACAGGGUCGCGACUUGAUGUGGUACACAAGGGCAGACGAUAGCGAAGAGGAUAGGAUUAGAAAAGAACGCGAAGAGAAGCAACGUGUCAAGGAAGCUGAAGAAGAAGCCAUGGCCCGAGCUUUGGGUCUGCCAGUUCCGGAGAAGCGCGCUAGUUCUAACGCCAAUCUUACGCCGUUGGGCGAUAAAGAUGUCCAGAAAGCAGUCCGAGAUACGACCGCGGGAGAAGACCUAGCGAUCGACGAAGCGGGCAAGGGAAUCGGGUACGGAUCUUUUCGUGGGGGCGCUGCCUCUCUGUCCGGCACUGUUGGGGAUGAUAAACUUGAGCCUGUCGGAUUGGACCCCCGCUCUGCAGACAAGCGGAGGCAGGGCAGUGAUCAGACAGAGAUAGGGAACACAGACACCGUAGGCAUCGUGAUGAGCGCGAACAUCGUCACAGGAGUCAUCGGCAUAGGUCUCGGUCUCGGUCGCGAGAUCGCCGAAGGAGGCGAUCGCACUCACGGUCAAGAAGCAGAGACAGGAGGGGUAACGACGAAGGCAGGAGACGCCGAGACGACCAUCAUCAUACCCGGGAUAGAGAUUCCCACUACCAUCGUCGGCACUGAGUUCUUCAGUCUUCGGAAAUUUGCUUUGUCUACAUACGGAGUUGGGGCGUUCGUGGAGAAACGAUAG